Molecule: messenger RNA, 161 nt
Organism: Funneliformis mosseae
Lineage: Eukaryota; Fungi; Glomeromycota; Glomeromycetes; Glomerales; Glomeraceae
Source: the annotation of a GenBank genome assembly
CGAGGUUGAGCAACAAGAUGUUCAAGAGCAAGACACAAACCAAAAGAAGUCUGACCACACUAUUGAUACAUUUGCCAAAAAUGUAGCGGAUUACAGUCUUCUAAAAGAGUUAGGCAUGAUAGAAGAAGCAGAAACAGAAGAACUUGCGGGAUACUUUGAAG